This is a messenger RNA of Galeopterus variegatus (Sunda flying lemur), 1987 nucleotides long. RefSeq names its product prostaglandin E receptor 4 (subtype EP4) (gene PTGER4). Gene Ontology annotation, biological process: positive regulation of cytosolic calcium ion concentration; cellular response to prostaglandin E stimulus; inflammatory response. Bases 4 to 1467 code for a protein of 487 amino acids. The transcript is spliced from 2 exons. Lineage: Eukaryota; Metazoa; Chordata; Mammalia; Dermoptera; Cynocephalidae. Gene Ontology annotation, molecular function: prostaglandin E receptor activity. Gene Ontology annotation, cellular component: plasma membrane. The record is from RefSeq and is a predicted model, not a curated record.
AUCAUGUCCACUCCCGGGGUCAAUGCGUCCGCCUCCUUGCUCCCCGACCGGCUGAACAGCCCGGUGACCAUCCCAGCGGUGAUGUUCAUCUUCGGGGUGGUGGGCAACCUGGUGGCCAUCGUGGUGCUGUGCAAGUCGCGAAAGGAGCAGAAGGAGACGACCUUCUACACGCUGGUAUGCGGGCUGGCCGUCACCGACCUGUUGGGCACUUUGCUGGUGAGCCCGGUGACCAUCGCCACGUACUUGAAGGGCCAGUGGCCCGGGGGCCCGGCGCUGUGCGAAUACAGCACCUUCAUCCUGCUCUUUUUCAGCCUGUCCGGCCUCAGCAUAAUCUGUGCCAUGAGUAUCGAGCGCUACCUGGCCAUCAACCACGCCUACUUCUACAGCCACUACGUGGACAAGCGGUUGGCUGGCCUCACGCUCUUCGCCGUCUAUGCGUCCAACGUGCUCUUCUGCGCGCUUCCCAACAUGGGCCUCGGCAGCUCGCGGCUGCAGUACCCUGAGACCUGGUGCUUCAUCGACUGGACCACCAACGUGACUGCGAACGCCGCCUUCUCCUACAUGUACGCGGGCUUCAGCUCCUUCCUCAUUCUCGCCACCGUGCUCUGCAACGUGCUCGUGUGCGGCGCGCUGCUCCGCAUGCACCGCCAGUUCAUGCGCCGCACCUCGCUGGGCACCGAGCAGCACCACGCGGCGGCCGCCGCCGCCGUCUCAGCCGCCUGCCGGAGCAACCCCACCGCCUCCCCGGCCUUGCCGCGCCUCAGCGACUUUCGGCGCCGCCGGAGCUUCCGCCGCAUCGCGGGCGCGGAGAUCCAGAUGGUGAUCUUACUCAUCGCCACCUCCCUGGUGGUGCUCAUCUGCUCCAUCCCGCUCGUGGUGCGAGUGUUCGUCAACCAGUUAUAUCAGCCAAGUUUGGUACGAGACAUCAGCAAAAAUCCAGAUUUGCAAGCCAUCCGAAUUGCUUCUGUAAACCCCAUUCUGGACCCCUGGAUAUAUAUCCUCCUGCGGAAGACAGUGCUCAGCAGAGCGAUAGAGAAGAUCAAAUGCCUCUUCUGCCGCAUUGGUGGGUCCAGCAGAGACCGUUCAGGACAGCACUGCUCAGACAGUCGCAGGACAUCUUCUGCCAUGUCCGGCCACUCUCGUUCCUUCCUCUCCCGGGAGCUGAAGGAGAUCAGCAGCACAUCUCAGACCCUCCUUUACCUGCCAGAACUCAGUGAAAAUGGCCUUGGAGGCAGGAAUUUGCUUCCAGGUGUGCCUGGCAUGGGCCUGGCCCAAGCAGACACCACCUCACUGAGGACUUUGCGAAUAUCAGAGACCUCGGACUCCUCACAGGGUCAGGACUCUGAGAGCGUCUUACUGGUGGAUGAGGUUGGUGGGAGUAGUAGGGCUGUGCCUGUCCCUAAGGCGAGCUCCCUGCAAGUCACAUUUCCCAGUGAAACACUGAACUUAUCAGAAAAAUGUAUAUAAUAGCUAAAAAAAGAGAUGCAGCGCCAUUUCUGGAACCUUAUGAAAUCCUGUGCAAUAGACACAGAAAUGAAGCAUCUACCUGUGCUCCGAAGGGCUAUCUUUGCCGUACGACUCACAUUAGAAAACAUCUUGGCUUUUGAGCCCUUGUCAAACAAUCAAGUUCAUUCACAUGGGUCCUGAAGCACAUUGGUUGCCACACCUCUGUGAUAUGGGAUUGUAGUCACAACUUGAUGGCUGGGAAGACUUACCCUCAGUUUUUGUACUGGAUAGGAAAAUGAUAGAAGUUCAGCUAUUUUCAUAACAUCAAGAGCUUUAUAUCUGGCACACAGCAGAAGCCCAUAUACUAAAAGAGCUCUAUUCCAAUAAACUAUGAGGACUACCUUAUGGAUGAUUUAAAUGUCUCACUAAAGCAUGAAAUGUGAAUUUUUAUUGUUGUAAAUAUGAUUUCAGGUAUUUAAUGUAUUUUCUUCUCUAUGAGAAGGUUUAUUGUUAACAUAAGUACAAUAAAAUUAUGGUAACC